Molecule: messenger RNA, 1109 nt
Organism: Exophiala xenobiotica
Lineage: Eukaryota; Fungi; Ascomycota; Eurotiomycetes; Chaetothyriales; Herpotrichiellaceae
Exons: 1
Coding region: 44-1006 (320 amino acids)
Biological process (GO): carbohydrate metabolic process
Cellular component (GO): extracellular region
Molecular function (GO): chitinase activity
Source: RefSeq, a predicted model, not a curated record
UGUACAUGUACGCUCUUUUGAAAGGCACAACCUUGAUGGAGCUAUGCCACCGAUACCUACAGCUCCAGUGACCGCGUGGAAUCACCGAAUAGUUUGCUACUUUCAGACAUAUCAUCAUAACGGCGAAUAUGUAUCAUUACUUCCGCUCAUUACAAACCCUUCCGGUGUCACCCAUGUCAUCCUUGCCGCUAUCCACGUGAAUUGGGAUCCCGAAAAUCUGACACUGAACGAUGAUCCGCCAGAUCACGAGAGAUAUACCCAGCUCUGGGAUGAAGUGGUCGUUCUGCAGGACUCUGGCAUUAAAGUCUUGGGCAUGCUAGGUGGCGCCGCCCGUGGAAGUUUCGCGAGACUGGACUACAGCGAGGGCAGGACGGACGUACCUCUCGCACGUUUUGAGGCGUACUAUAUCCCUCUGCGAGAUACGAUACGGAAAUAUGGGCUGGACGGACUGGAUCUGGACAUUGAAGAGCCAAUGUCACUGCCCGGAGUUAUCCACCUGAUUGAUCGGCUGAAAAGCGACUUCGGACCAAAUUUCAUCAUCACCCUCGCACCAGUCGCAACCGCUCUCAUGGCAGGACGACCUCAUUUGUCAGGAUUUGACCACCGACUGCUGGAGGCGGCCAGGGGAAGGAGUAUCUCGUGGUACAAUGCACAAUUCUACAACGGAUGGGGCGGAAUGAACACACCGGACGCUUAUGAUGAGAUUAUGCGCAAUGGCUGGCCUGCCGAAAAGGUGGUCGCUGGCAUGUUGACAAAUCCCAAACACGGUGGGAGUGGCUAUGUCCCGUUGGAGUUAUCAGCCGCUGUGCUCAGCUUGUUGGUUGAGAGAUAUCCUAAUUUUGGGGGUGUCAUGGGCUGGGAAUACUGGGAUGCUUUGCCUCAGGAGGAAAACUGCUGGAUGUGGGCGUACGCCAUGGGGUUGUGUAUGGGCAUGAAGAGGGUGAGGGACGCUGCGAUCAUUGUACAGAUGGGCAGGAACUUGGCGUCGACUCACGUCAAUCAAUGACAAGAGCUGGGCAUUGAUUGAGCAUAGACUGUACCUGUACCGCGAAGCUAAACGUCUUCCUAUGCAUAGGAUUACUCGAUGAUGAGCAUUGCGGCCAACAAAG